AUGGUGUCCUCCGAUCUACACUUCCUUAGUGAUUUCUCGGAAUGGAAAACUGAUGAUAUAUUUGCAUCCUUACAUAACGUUUCGAAGCUCAUGGAGAUACAUAUUGUCCGUCAUUUUGUAUCUCUAUACGGCACAAACUACCCGGUUGUCUUCAACACAGUGCAACCAGGUUGGCGCCAAUCGAAUCUUUCAACCGAGAUUGCCACUCUCUUUCAGAAGAAACUAGAGAGCUUCAUGGAAAGAACAACUGAAGAAGGUGCGAGAAGUUUAGUAUUUGCAACUUCAUUUGGCAAAAAAUCUCUUGGAAAAUACGUUGAAAAUGGGGGACUUUUAUCGCGCCUGGCGAGAAACUGUGGACUCAGUUAUCCAGCAGGUUGGAGAGGAUUCGCCCAAACGUUAUGGAGGGAUUCCAGGGCAUUUUGGAUUUUCUCUCGAGGUCUCUGUGCUACAUUUAUGAUUUCCUAA
Messenger RNA from Botrytis fragariae, 465 nucleotides. RefSeq names its product putative short-chain dehydrogenase reductase protein. NCBI's taxonomy places the organism in Eukaryota, Fungi, Ascomycota, Leotiomycetes, Helotiales, Sclerotiniaceae. Bases 1 to 465 code for a protein of 154 amino acids. The transcript is spliced from 3 exons. The record is from RefSeq and is a predicted model, not a curated record.